CCCGUUGUUCCCGUUCGCCUUCUUCUUUUACGGCGGCUCAAGUACCCUCAACAACAAGAAUGCUUUCGUGUAAAACCUUCCUCAAAUUGUUCGCGGUGGCUGUCGCGCUCUCCGACUUCACGGCUCAUGCCGACAAUGCGUAUGCAGAUGACUGUGAUGCUGCCCCAACCGUUCCGACAGUCACCCCGUGCCCCUCGUCUACUGUGCAAGUGUCCACUCAGAUCACUACUCCGGCCGGUGUAGAAUACCAAUCAGCUACCCAGCAAGAUGACUUUGUCACUACUAGAGAUACCACCGCCACCCCAACAAUCAGAUACGCGAACACUGAUGGUGGCUUAGAGACUGGUGGCGACGUGGCUGUAUCAUCGUAUGGUACCGAGGAAAGUCCUAAUUACUAUCUCAACGUUGAUAGCCAGAUCGACGCCGGAAAGGGCGGUGUCAGCAUCAACGCAGACGUAGAUGCGGAUGUGAAGGCCGACGUCGGCCUGGGCGUCGGUCCGAACGCGGGUCCCGGCGGAAAGCCUGGUCUUGGUCUCGGAGUCAACGCGGAUGUCGAUGCGAAGGUGAAGGCCGACGUCGGCCUGGGCGUCGGUCCGAAUGCGGGUCCCGGCGGAAAGCCUGGUCUUGGUCUCGGAGUCAGCGCAGAUGUCGAUGCGAAGGUGAAGGCCGACGUCGGCCUGGGUGUCGGUCCGAACGCGGGUCCCGGCGGAAAGCCUGAUCUUGGUCUCGGAGUCAACGCGGAUGUCGAAGCGAAGGUGAAGGCCGAUGUCGGCCUGGGAUUCGGUCCGAACGCGGGUCCCGGCGGAAAGCCUGGUCUUGGGCUCGGAGUCAACGCGGAUGUCGAUGCGAAGGUGAAGGCCGACGUCGGCCUGGGUGUCGGUCCGAAUGCGGGUCCCGGCGGAAAGCCUGGUCUUGGUCUCGGAGUCAACGCGGAUGUCGAUGCGAAGGUGAAGGCCGACGUCGGCCUGGGUGUCGGUCCGAAUGCGGGUCCCGGCGGAAAGCCUGGUCUUGGUCUCGGAGUCAACGCAGAUGUCGAUGCGAAGGUGAAGGCCGACGUCGGCCUUGGCGUCGGUCUGAAUGCGGGUCCCGGCGGAAAGCCUGGGCUUAGUCUCGGCGUCAAGGCGGAUGUUGAUGCGAAGGUGAAGGCGGACGUCGGUCUAGGCGUCGGUCCGAAUGCGGGUCCUGGCGGAAAGCCUGGUCUUGGUCUCGGAGUCAACGCGGAUGUCGAUGCGAAGGUGAAGGCGGACGUCGGCCUUGGCGUCGGUCCGAAUGCGGGUCCCGGCGGAAAGCCUGGGCUUAGUCUCGGCGUCAAGGCGGAUGUUGAUGCGAAGGUGAAGGCGGACGUCGGUCUAGGCGUCGGUGGUGCCGGUGUGAAGCGUAAUCUCGAGAACGACCGCGAGGCGCUGCUAUUCGAUCGCAGUACCCAGACCGCGACGAGAAGCUGCUGCCACUCACCAUUCGUCUGCUCAUGGGCGUGCGCGUGCGUGUCACGCUAUCCUCUCUUUUACAAGGCAUUUUUUCAGAAAAUAAUAUUUCCGGCAGCAAUAGCCAAGAACCAGAAGGAACGCGUGAUGCGCGUCGAAAUCACGGACGAUAACGGCGCAUAUCCGUAUCUCCUGUAUUUGCAGAGUGUCAAAGAGGAGGAAUUUCACGAACGCAAGGCGCAACAGAGGUCUCUUGUGGACUUGCCACCGUCCUAG
Phytophthora infestans T30-4 is the source of this 1700-nucleotide messenger RNA. RefSeq lists its product as uncharacterized. The record is from RefSeq and is a predicted model, not a curated record. Bases 60 to 1700 code for a protein of 546 amino acids. NCBI's taxonomy places the organism in Eukaryota, Oomycota, Peronosporomycetes, Peronosporales, Peronosporaceae. The transcript is spliced from 2 exons.